Molecule: messenger RNA, 6617 nt
Organism: Brassica rapa (field mustard)
Lineage: Eukaryota; Viridiplantae; Streptophyta; Magnoliopsida; Brassicales; Brassicaceae
Product: probable aspartic proteinase GIP2
Biological process (GO): proteolysis
Molecular function (GO): aspartic-type endopeptidase activity
Source: RefSeq, a predicted model, not a curated record
UUCUGUGCCAUGUUUACAGCACAUCUUACAACUUACAAUUAGAAUGACAAUUAUUUUUCUAAAUGUCAGAAGGCUCUUAGAGCAUUUUUAUUGGUGUAAUAUCUUAGAGCACUUCCAACAACAAUAUCUUAACAAUAAAAUUAAAGAAAAAUUGAAAGAAAGACAAAGAAAAAUAUUUCAAAAUUGAUACUUUUAGAUACGAUACCAUAAGCGUAUGAUUCCACAUGUCUGUUUUUAAUUGGUUCAGUUUAUCAAAAAUGAUUAAUUUUAAUUAAAUUAAUGUUAAAAUAAUAAUAUUUUUUAGUUAAAAACUUCAUUUUGAGAAGCUUACCAAUAAGAACAUCCUUAUUGCUAGGACCAAGAUGAAGUUUCUUAGGAUAGUUUAUUAAUAUAUGUAGAUUAAGAGAUGAAGUUAAGAUACUUGCGUAAAAGUGGAGAUUAUUGGUAGAUAAUUUUGUUGGUUCUUAGUUAAAUAGAAUUUUUUUUAGUAAGUUAUUUGUGUUUAAAAUAAAACAUAUAACAUUAAAAUAGAAAUAUAAGAAAACUACAAAGUUGAAAAAACAAUUACAAAGUUGAAAAAAAAAACUUUGUAGUUUGGUGGAUAUGUUUGUUCUUCUUCUUUAAAGAGUUAAGUAUAACAAUCUCACAAUACCAGGUUAGCUUAAUUACAAUCUCACAAUAGACGAUUAAAACUUUGUAAAAAAAUUUCAUUGAUUGCAAACCCGGGGAUUAUCACACGAUUAUCAAACUUUGUUAAAAAAUGUCAAUCCCCCAUGAACAUUCAAACAAGAUUUUCAAACAUAGCUAACCUUAUAUCUCAUAUUUUAAAUUUUAAUUAUCUCACAUAAAUCAAACCCUAAUUCAGAAAGCAAUCAAUGUAACUAAAUUUCCAUUCGAUUAUUUCAAUUUUAUUUUCAAGAUUUUCACAGAGGAGAAAGACGAACCAUGCACAAACCAAAUAAUCAGAAACAGCAAUGAUAUCAUCACAACAAAAUCAUCUAAAUCUCUAAACAGAGGAGGAACAGAUACUUGUUUAGAUUUGAAUCGGCGGACGAGAGGAUUUCGAUUAGGGCAAUGGACGUAUGCGGAGGUAAGAACAGAUCGAUGAAAUCGAUGUGAUGACGGAAGAAGAAAUUAGAAGAAAGAUUGACAUUUCAAUUUUGCCACCUACUCGCCCUCGAGAGAGUUCGAGAGAAGAAGAAAUAAGAAGAACGAGAGAGAGACACUCCUUUCCCGUACACAAACCCUACACCCAACUAACAUGUGACCACUGCCCCUGAAAGACGAGCUCAAGAACUUCUUAAUUAAGAAAUGAGAUGGCCCGUUUUCAUUUUUCUUUCGAUCCAUAUUAGUUAAGAAAUGAGCUUAAGAUAUGGUGAUAACCAUGCUCUACUGUUGCUCUUACUUAAGAUUCUAAACUUAAAAAAAAGUAAUAUUUUAAUUAAAUUUUAGUUAAUGAAUUAAUUUUUAGUUUUUAGAAAAAAGGUUAGUUUGACACAUUCAUUAUAAAUUUCUAAAAGUAUCUUAAAAGUCCUCGUUUAAUUUUUUUUAUGUAUCUCUCAUAAUUUCUAUAAUUCCUUUUUAAUUAUUUAAAAAUUCACUAAGUAUCUAUUGAUUGGAGGUGCUCUUGCGAUUAUAAAAUGCAUUCAUGAUGAAAUGGGCUCCUUUUAUAUUUUACUACCAAGUGGAGAAAGUUUUAGUCGAUCGAUUGAAUUAAAUUAUAAAGAUAUGACAAAAGUGGAUAUUUCAUUGAUUCUUUCAAGAAACUUGCCUAUAUCUUAAAAUAUAGAUAUGUCCGAACUCUGAACAGAGGAGGUGGAGCGGGGCUGAAUCGGAUCGGAGCGGUUCAGACUUCAGAGUGAUGUCUUUAUAGACAUAAUUAUUUGAAAUAUUUAUAGAAAAUGCUACUUAAAGAAACUUUUGGAAUAGUGGUGUUUAACUUUUUUCUUUUUGUCCACUAAAAGUUAAUCCAUAAUACUAGGAGUUUGUAAAUUUUAUUUCUUAACUAUUCUUGUGUUAAAUUUUAAGAAACAAUUUUAGUGGAAUUUUUCAAUAUAUGAAACCAUAGUGUAGACAAAAAAAUCGGGAUCUUUCUUGCUUUAAACUUUUAGUUUUCCCUUGUUUGGGACUUAAGCCUCUCCGAUCUUGGAGCUUCGUCUCCGAGGAUUAUGAACCUGCUGGCAAAGUGUUCUAUCAAUGUAUCCCACCAAUGUAAUGAGUUUACCUCUGUUAAUGAAAUUUUAGUGUUAAAAAAAGUGUAGACAUUUUCUAUAGGUAAAUAGUGUAUUUUCUAGUGCGAUUUUGUGAAACUGGAUAAAAUUCACAAUAGUUUUUUUUUUUUUUGUUAGAGUAGAAUGAGUAAGAAAACUCUUAUAAAAUCUCUUUUUUGUCAAGUUUUUAAUAACUUUUCUGCAUAAGCAAUAGCUGUAUAUUCAGAAUACCUUAUUAAAUGAGACCAAGUGGUAAAGAUGCUUCUGUCGGCAUUCACAUUCAAAUGACUAAGUUACCCGAUGUGUAAAAUCUAAUUGCCAAAGAAGAAACAAAGAGGAGACAUAUCAUUCUAUAAAUAUACAUGAUGAUCAGUUAUCGUAAUUCACAUGGCAAGUCCCAAAUAAAAAAGUCCAAAAAUAUAUACAAAACAAUGGUUUCCCGUGAGAUCUUCUUACUACUCUCACUUAUCCUUCUCAACCUAGCAAACACAUCGCAGUCUUAUGAACCAAAGGUUCAAGCAUUUCUACACCCUAUUUACAAAGACAAGGCCACAAAUCUCUACUCUUUGCCUUUAUCCAUUGGCACGGAUCUCCCUAGCCAGAACUUCCUCAUCGACCUCAACGGAGCCGCACCGUUAUUGCUAAACUGUGCCACCGCGGCCAAAUCCCCUUCAUACCGCUCCAUCAAAUGCGGUUCCACAACAUGCAAAUUCGCAAACCCUAGCUUUUCCUGUCCGAACAACACCACCAAGAAGCCUACCUGUGGCAAUUACCUCUCAACUUCAUUGACUAACCGACCAGUCAAUGCUAGGUUCCUCCGAGACGCCUUCUACUUACUAUACACUCCUAAUGGAGUAUACCAUAUGGACAGCGAAAAGAUCUCUACGUUGACUUUGACUUGCACUGAUGAUGCAACUGCCUUAAAGUCUAUACCCUCGGCUUUCAAUGGGUCCAUUGGUCUAGCUAACACUCAUAUAUCGAUUCCCUCACAGCUUGUCUCUAUGUACAAGUUUCCUCCUAAGAUGUCACUUUGCUUGCCUUCCACGGAAGGAAUGGAGUCGUACUCCGGUGAUCUUUGGAUCGGUGGAGGCCCUUAUUAUUAUAUGCCUUUCAGUAAAGAUGUCACCACGAUCUUCGCCUCCACGCCUUUGAUCAGUAGCAACUCUGGUGAGUACUUAAUCGAUGUGAAGUCCAUCCAAAUCGGUGGAAAGAACAUUCCUAUACUCCAUGGAACUACAAAGAUCAGCACAUUGGCUCCUUACACUGUCCUUCACACUUCCAUUUACAAGGCUCUUCUCGCAGUUUUCACCGGAAGUGCUAAGAUGGUCAAAGCUCCGGCGGUGAAGCCGUUCGGUGCGUGCUUCCGCUCCAACGGAGGACGUGGAGUUCCGGUGAUCGAGCUUGUGCUGAGAGGAGGGGCUAGGUGGAAGAUUUACGGGUCGAACUCGCUGGUGAAGGUGAAUCAAAAUGUGGUUUGCUUAGGGUUUGUUGACGGAGGUGUGAGUCCAAAGAGCCCUAUAGUGAUCGGAGGGUUUCAAAUGGAGAAUAAUUUGGUGGAGUUUGAUGUCAAAGCUUCCAAGUUUUCUUUCUCUUCUUCUCUUUUGCUUCACAACACUUCUUGCUCAAUUUCUAGGUUCUUUGGAAUGUAGUGCACAUGACUGAUUAUCGAUGUUAUGAAAGUUAUCAUCUUUCUUACCAAUAAAUUUAAGUCAAUGAGAUCUAACAGUGUCUUUUUCAAUCUGUUGUACUUUGACAAGAAAGUACACCAGAUCAUUCUGAGUUCUGACAUAUUUUUAAAAGAUAUAACACCGACAGUACAUAGAUAUUUGUAAGAUAUAACUAAUUUUUUUUCCUAGCUUCCGAUACCAUUCUAAGUUUCUAACAUUUCUCUCGAGAUACAAGGCUAUAUAUGUCUAUCAGCAAAUAUCUGAAUAGAGUUUUUUUUUUCGAGCAACUUCUGAAUAGAGUUUUAAACAAGUAAAAACAAUAUAAAACUCAAAACGUAUGAAAAAAUAAAAAAAUUGAGAUCCUGUGUCUCUUUUGAGAGAUAACAAACAAGAACCCCUUAAAAAUUAUUGGACACUUAUCACCUUUUUAAAUCAUUAGUUUUGUCUAUAUAUUAAAUCUAAACAAUUAAAAUUAAUCAGAUUCAAUAUUUUAUUAUUCAGAAUUGCAAGUGAGUACUGUUGAUGUUUCUCUAAUAUAAGUUCGAUAAAACCUUAUUUUAAUCUGAAUUUCUUAUUUUAUCAACUCUGCUCACAACACAAGAUAUACCCAAGUAUAGAUAUCUAAUCAAAGACCCUUUUUACUUUUAUGUUUGACGUUUAUAUUAACGAGCUGCGAGGAAUCGAUAAGUGUCUGUUAGCGAGACCGAUGGACCCAUUAAAAGCCAAGGGAUAUGCUGUAACACUAUUUUUUUCUUUACAUUUUACACUAAAAUAGAGUAACUUUAUUAUAGAAUUGUAUUGCUUUAAUAGUUUACUGUAUAAUAAAAUUACACUAUAAUAUAGUAAAAUAUAGAUUAAUGCUAUAUUUUUACUCUAUUUUAAUGUAAAAUAAAAUAAUCAUAUUAUAGAGUAAACUAUUGCAGUAAAUUCAACUCUAUUAUAGAGUUACUAUAUUUAGCGUAAAAUAUUAAGAAAAGAUAGUGUUCUAUUAAAGAUCGUCUAAGGCCGCGUAGCAUCAGUGCAACUCGAAGUCAAGUUAGAGCUCUUUUCAGUGCCUAUUAGGCUUGGGCACAGAUCGGAUAUCUGAGUUUUGAAAGUAUUUUUGAUUUGCUUUGUAUACCACGAAUGUCUAAUUUUUCGAUUUGCUUUGCUUCGGAAAAAUACGGAUAUUCGGAAAACGGAUAUCCAAAAAAUAAAUAGAUAUUUACGGAUAUUUACGAAUACUUACGAAUAUCUCAUAUAUGCAAAUAAUCUUAAAAUUUUGAUACAAAUUUUAUUUUAUAAAAUAUUUUUUUGCAUGAUAUAUAAGAUAAAAAUUAAAAGAAAUUGUGAAAUAUUUAAGUUUUCUAGAACAUAAUAUAGAAGAACGAUUCAGCCAAUUAUUUUAUGUUUCUGUAAUAGAGACUCCUAGUGGAGUUAGAUUGGGAAUCUCAAAACUUUGAUUGCCUAGAUAUCUAACGUUUAAUUUGGAUUAACUAAUAUACACUUUGCGUUUUCUAGACUGCUUUAUAUUAUUAGAAGCUUUUUACAUAGCAAAAAUUACUUUAUGCAGUUUAUACUAAUGUUCUAAAACUUGAUUUAAAUGGUGUCUAAACGUACAUCUAAGAGCAGCUCGAACAGUGGAGUCUGUAUGAGUAUCUGAACUUUAAAAAAAAUAAAUUAGUGAAAAAUUAAGAAAGAAAAACGUAAAAGUUUCUGAAAAUAGACCUGGUAAAAUACUUUCAAAACACAGAACGCACAUCGAACCUUUUCUGAUUGAUCAAAAGAGAAAAGAAUUAUAAAAAAAAUUCAAAACUAAAUUGCUAUCAAAAUAUUAUUUUUUAUCACUAAAAACUUCAGAUAGAGGGAGCUGCUCUAAACCUUAGUCAUAGUUAUACACUUUCAUUUAAUCUAGCAAAAAUAUCUCUUAAAUUAAUUAUGUUUCGUUAAUUAGCUAGGUUUUGUUUAAUCCCUUAUAUAUUAGUAAAAGAGAAGCAUUUGCAAUAAAUAAUAAAUAUGACACACAUUGACAUGUGACAACCUCACAAUUAUUUUCACUUUAGAAUGUUUACGUAUCAAUCUCAUAGUCAUUUAGAAAUUAAUGUGUUCACACACUAAUUUUUUUUAAUCAGUUCAUUUUUAGUUUUCGUAUUUUUAACUUUUGUAUUAGUGAAUUGAAGUUCUCUCUAGGCAAGUAAUGAAUAAUAUCAUUGUUCACAUCAACUAAAAUGCCGAAAUGAUAGUUUUUUUUAGAAAUUGUUAGUUUCAUAUCUUGCUGAAUUUGGCCAUGGUUGAAGUUUAUGCAUAUGAAAGCAACAAAUAAUUGUAAUUGGUUAUGAAUUAGGAAAAUGAGAUGAAAAACGCUAUACACAAAGUUGGAUCUUUAGUUUAGCCAAGUAUUGUUUUUAUUUACAGAAUUUUCAUAUCAAAUCAUGAAUUAGAAACAUAAUCAGAUUGUUAGAAAAAAUCAUAAGUCAUAAAAUCUUUUAAAAAAAGGAAAAUCCGCGAAAUCAAUUGAAAACAUAAUUCAUGUACCGAGUAAAGAGACAUUAUUUUUAACUACGACAAUAUUGACACGACGCCCAACCAUAUAUAUAAAAAAUGUAAGUUUGGAUAAAAUAUUUGGAUCCGAAGAACCAAACUAAACUUGAUUUGAAAGUAAUACUAAACACAAACUAAAACUGAUUAAGUACUCAAAUGAAAAUAAAAGUUUAAAAACCGGAUAACCAUAUCCGAAUCCAAUCCAAACUGAAAUAUUUUG